Messenger RNA from Fimicolochytrium jonesii, 615 nucleotides. RefSeq lists its product as uncharacterized. The record is from RefSeq and is a predicted model, not a curated record. NCBI's taxonomy places the organism in Eukaryota, Fungi, Chytridiomycota, Chytridiomycetes, Spizellomycetales, Powellomycetaceae. Bases 1 to 615 code for a protein of 204 amino acids. The transcript is spliced from 4 exons.
AUGUCCUGCAGGACCCCCCUGUGGCCGAAGGCCAACACGGAGACGCCGUCAAAGUCCAAGAUGACCUUGGGUACGUACAGUCGCGAGGGUUGCGCCGGCGAGCGCGGCUCCAUCACCAAAGAGGACGGCGCCGACGAGGGCAACGACGACGACCAUGACGUUGAGGAAAUUGAGGAGCUGCAUUGGGAUGAUGGCUGGUCGUUACCGCCGGCCAAAAAGCAGACGCUGAAUUGGCCGCUUGACCAGCUCUACACCGAAGCGGUUGAGGGAGACGAAGGAUUGAGGGCACCCCUCUCCGGAUCCGGUGGUGACAAACUGGCGACUGAGUUCCGUCUCACAUUCUUUGGGGAGAGAGACCGCGAGGCUGUAUUGCAUGAUGCCUUCUGGCUUCACAAGACUUACUCCCAGUUGGUCUUGCGAAUGAUUCUAGAAGGACCGAAGUGGGCGACCUCGAGCAAGGGAACCGCGACCGGGGCAACAGAAGAAGCUACAACAGAAGCAACUCCUUUACAAGGGGAUGCCGCUAUGGGAAUGCCGGUAGUCCGAAGACCUGGGGACACUGUACGGUACCGUGUGUUUGAACACUACCUCUUUUUCAGCGGAAAAGGCUCGUGA